Sclerotinia borealis F-4128 is the source of this 882-nucleotide messenger RNA. The record is from the annotation of a GenBank genome assembly. Lineage: Eukaryota; Fungi; Ascomycota; Leotiomycetes; Helotiales; Sclerotiniaceae.
AUGAUAUUCAGGCUCGGGCUCGAUAAUUUAAUCCGGUUCAAUAUUUUCACGAUCCUACUCCUGAAAAAUUCAUUGAUUGCGAUAGGUGGAGUUUCUACCGUGGAAUAUCACUUUGAGGUUGAUGUAUUCAAGAAGUCUAAUGGGUCUUUCCAGAAGGCCUUGGUUAAAGCUGUCGAUGGAGCCUGUCCACACAAUGGAAAAUCUUCGGCCACAAAAUCCUCCUUUGGCGUUUUCUUUGGGCCUGAAUCACCACUCAACACAUACGACGUGAUUACAAGACCUCCCGGAGAGAAGUACACAAACAGUUAUGCUGAGCUAAGAUCGGCUUUUCAUGCACUCCAACUUGUCAAACAUAACAUCAAACUACGAGAUUGGAGAAAGAAGCACAUGGUUAGGAGAUUGCCAGUAAUUAUGAUGACGGACUCGAAGUACGUUCUCGACUGUCUUACCAAAUGGAUUGAGGGCUGGUUGCAAAAUAGGUUCAAGACUUUCGAAAGAAAGCCUAUCACCAAUACAGAUCUCAUCCUACGCAUCCACCAGUUGAUUGAACUCCUUUCAAACGACGAUAUUGACGUCCGGUUGUGGAGUGUUCCAAGGGAGCAGAAUCGUGGUGCUGAUGCAUUGGCUAAUCGAUCACUGCAAGCCAGCUUGCCCAUUGAACAAAACUCACCAAGCCUGCGAUACUUCCGAGGGUGUAUGCGUUCCUGUGACCUGCGAGUAAUGAAUUUAGCGAAUGACGUUGGUAUUCUCUCUCCAGAUAGAAAUCACAUGGAAAUGCAUCUUGGGGUCAUCAUCAUGUAUAUGGUAAUGCUGGAAAAGAUCGCGGAGAGAAUUUCAGGAUCCCUUUCGGGCCGGAUUGCAGCAGCGAUCAUCAUUAGAUAA